ACACACACACACACACACAAACACACACGUGCACAAAUAUAUACUCAACCACAGACUACACCAGACUACACCAGACCAGAACCUGACUAGGGGUAAAUCCUUCCCCGUCUUUAUUCUGCUGUGACAUUUCCUUUUACCCCUUGUUCUGUGCGCCGUGCUGCAUACUUGAGGGCACCCUAACCGUUUGCUACCAGCAAAAAAGGGGACAAUACCUUAAAAAAAAAAGGGACAUUCGGGGCAUUAUAUUAUCGAAAUGUGCAAUUGUUCACAAUGUCUGGCUUUGAGAUAUCGGGCCGAGGAAAUUAUAGCUGUCAUCACCUGCCAUCAUGUGACUCCAAGACUAGAAUCUCUGAUGGGUCUUGACCGAAGUCACAUUGAAGAUGAGGCAUUACGGCAUGCUUCAUGGUACCAGGCCGGUAUUCCAAGAGAAAUUGCUCUGGAGAUCUUACAACAAGAAGAAGUUGGCUCUUUCAUUGUACGAGACAGCACCACCCACCCAGGAUGUUAUGCCUUAUCGGUUAAGGUGCCGAAAUAUGAAAAUCUGUCGGGCAUUUCCCAUUAUCUUAUCCUUAAAACACAUCGCGGGGUUAAGUUAAAGGGACUUGAUAAGGAAUGGCCAAACCUGGCAUCGCUGGUUACUCACCAUACAGUCAUGCGGGAGAUGUUGCCCUGCACACUGAAGCUGCCUAGAAACUCUCAGAAUCCUACUUUCAAAGAUACCGACAAAGACGACAAGGACGAAGAUCCUGACUAUCAGCGGUUAUCAGACUUUUCAACCAUGAUGGCUGACCUCAAAAUGUAGCCAUCCAUGGAUACAAUGUUAUAUUUCAAACACACAAGCACACACACAACCUCCCCCCCUCCUCAUUUUCAUUAUAAUUAUUAUUGAUUAUUAUAAAAAAAAAAAAAAAUCAAAAAAACACUGGUGGAUUGG
This is a messenger RNA of Octopus sinensis (East Asian common octopus), 934 nucleotides long. Its product is annotated as tensin-4-like. NCBI's taxonomy places the organism in Eukaryota, Metazoa, Mollusca, Cephalopoda, Octopoda, Octopodidae. The record is from RefSeq and is a predicted model, not a curated record. Bases 254 to 802 code for a protein of 182 amino acids. The transcript is spliced from 4 exons.